UUGUGUUAUUAACGUCAAAGAGUGAAAACCAAGUGUCUGUGUUUUAAAAUACAUAGAUAAAAAAUGAUAGGAAAAUAUACUCUAUGUGAUAUAUCGGGUAACGAUGGUAAAAAUGGAAAACCGGUGUGGAUAAUUAUAAAGGGUGACGUUUAUGAUGUCACGACAUUUGUAAAGGAACAUCCUGGCGGAGAAGAUUUAAUAAUAGAAUACGCUGGAAGAGAUGCCACAAAGGCAUUCAAUGAUGUGGGACAUUCUAUUGAUGCGAUCCAACAAAUGAAAUCGUUCAAAAUAGGUGUAGUUGAUAACGAGUGCCAACAACAAUGUGUGCCUUCAAGAGAGGCAAAGACCCAGGAGGAUGAAUGUUGCCGACGGGAAAAGAAACGAAAGGGGUUGUUUUCUCUUUUUAAAAAGAAUCGAAUUUAAUUGUAGUAUUGAUGUAUUUUAAGUUAAAUUUAAACAUAGAGUACCUUAACUGUGGUAAUAGACCUAUUCGUAAAUGUCAAAAAUCGUUUUUUUUUUCACAAAAUCUUAACCAACAGUGCAAUUUAAGAAAAGAAGUAUAAAAAUUCAAUUAUAUACAUCAUAAAUAAAUAUUAAAGUUGGACACUACC
Musca domestica (house fly) is the source of this 611-nucleotide messenger RNA. RefSeq names its product cytochrome b5. Gene Ontology annotation, cellular component: intracellular membrane-bounded organelle; membrane. Gene Ontology annotation, molecular function: heme binding. The record is from RefSeq and is a predicted model, not a curated record. NCBI's taxonomy places the organism in Eukaryota, Metazoa, Arthropoda, Insecta, Diptera, Muscidae. The transcript has 3 exons. Bases 64 to 423 code for a protein of 119 amino acids.